Molecule: messenger RNA, 774 nt
Organism: Prorocentrum cordatum
Lineage: Eukaryota; Dinophyceae; Prorocentrales; Prorocentraceae
Source: the annotation of a GenBank genome assembly
AGGCCGUGCUGUGGAGGCUCGCGGGCUCGAUGGAGGGCACGCCUUUCGAGGUGAAGGAGGUCGUCCUCCGCGCCCGGGUGCCCAUCCUCCGGCUCGUGCGCGGCUCGCUGGACGUGGACCUGUCGGUGCACAACGCGACGCCGCUGCGGAACACCCGCCUGCUGCGCGCCUACGCCUCCAUCGACGCGCGCGUGUCGAGCCUGGGCCUGGCGGUGAAGCUCUGGGCGCGGGAGCACCACCUGUGCGGCGCGCACGCGGGGCACCUGUCCUCCUACGCGCUGACUCUGAUGGUUGUCUACUUCCUGCAAGUGGCCGCCGACCCGCCGCUGCCGAGCCUGCAGAGGGGCGGCGAGCUGGACGCCGCGUUCGAGGACGACGCCGCGGCCGCGGAGAGGGCCCGGAGCGAGGGCGCCUGGCCGGCGAAGGCCACCGCCGCGGCGCUGUACCGCGGGUUCUUCCGCUUCUACGCCGAUGCCUACGGCUGGGGCCAGGAGGAGGUGGUCUCCGUGCGGCUCGGGCGCAGGAGGCCCCUCCGCGAGUUCCCCGAGCUGUCGAGCCGCCCCGGGCCUGGCCUGCACGUGGAGGACCCCUUCGAGCGGGGGCGCGACCUGGGCGACGUGCUGCGGGGGGACAGAGGCCUGCAGCUCGCGGGCGCGCUGCGCGGGGAGCACUGGCGGCUGCGGGCCGCCGACCAGCCGGGCUGCGAGCGGCAGCUCCUCGCGCGCCUCUCGGCGGGCGCGGCGGGCCUGGCGCGGCCGCAGGGCGUCUGGGCGG